This is a messenger RNA of Sinocyclocheilus grahami, 2307 nucleotides long. RefSeq names its product adenylate cyclase type 1-like. Gene Ontology annotation, cellular component: plasma membrane. Gene Ontology annotation, biological process: adenylate cyclase-activating G protein-coupled receptor signaling pathway; cAMP biosynthetic process; intracellular signal transduction. The transcript is spliced from 13 exons. Gene Ontology annotation, molecular function: adenylate cyclase activity. NCBI's taxonomy places the organism in Eukaryota, Metazoa, Chordata, Actinopteri, Cypriniformes, Cyprinidae. Bases 94 to 1989 code for a protein of 631 amino acids. The record is from RefSeq and is a predicted model, not a curated record.
GUUCAGCAUGACUGACAUAAUUUGAGUGUUUUGUGUGUGUUUUUCCAGAUUAUUCCUGGUUUGAUCCUGUCAGACAUCAAACCUGCCAAAAAGAUGAAGUUUAAGACGGUGUGUUACUUGCUGGUGCAGCUCAUGCACUGCCGCAAGAUGUUCAAGGCUGAGAUUCCCUUCUCCAACGUCAUGAACUGUGAGGAUGGGGACAAGAGGAGGGUGCUGCGCUCGGCUCCGGAGAAGCUGAGGAACCGUACCUCCACGGCGGCUAACGUGACCCAGAGCAGCCCGGGGACACGGGUCAACCGCUACAUCAGCCGUCUGAUCGAGGCCCGGCAGACGGAGUCCGACACGGCCGACCUGCACUACCUCACGCUCACCUACAGAGACUCGGAGCGAGAGCGCAGGUAUCAUCAGCUGAAUGACGAGUACUUCACCGGCGCUGUGCUUCUGUCUCUCGUCCUCACGGCUCUGAUCGCAAUCCUCUACCUGCUCAUCAUUCCACAGGGGACGCUUGUGUUGGUGUUGCUGGUCUUCUGCAUCUGUUUCCUGGUCGUGUGCAUCAUGUACCUGCACAUCUCUAGAGUUCAGUGUUUUCCAGGGUGCCUCAGCAUACAGAUCCGGACCGUCCUGUGUGUGUUCAUAGUGCUCUUAAUAUACGCCGUGGCCCAGGCCUGUGUGGUGGGCUGCAUGCCGUGGCUCUGGCCGACUGACUCCACGCGCUCCAUCGUGAUCAUCGACGUGUCCACAGGCCUGAACCGCACCAUGGCUGAGCUGCCGUGUGAAGGAGCGCAGUACGCCUUUCUGUGCUGCAUGCUGGGGACGCUGACCGUGGCGCUGUUCCUGCGAGUGUCCUGGCUGUCCAAACUCCUGCUGCUGCUGCUGCUGCUGGUGCUGUACAUCACCGUGCUGGAGCUCAGCGGAUUCAGACGCUCCUCGGGGACGGUGUUGAUGAGCGCUCGCGGUCUGGAGCCCGUCCUCUCUCUGCUGAUGUUCUUCACCACUCUGGCCCUUCACUCCAGACAGAUGGAGCUCAAGCUGCGCCUGGACUUCCUCUGGGCCACUCAGGCGGAGGAGGAGAGAGACGGCAUGGAGAAAGUCAAACUGGACAACAAGAGGAUCCUGUUCAACCUGCUGCCGGUUCAUGUAGCUCAGCACUUUCUGCUGUCUAACCCCAGAAACAUGGAUCUGUAUUACCAGUCCUACGCUCAGGUUGGGGUGCUGUUCGCUUCCAUUCCCAACUUUAAUGACUUCUACAUCGAGCUGGAUGGAAAUAACAUGGGCGUCGAGUGUCUGCGGCUGCUCAACGAGAUCAUCGCCGACUUCGACGAGCUGAUGGAUAAAGAGUGUUAUAAAGACAUUGAGAAGAUCAAGACCAUCGGCAGCACGUACAUGGCAGCGGUGGGUUUGGUGCCCACCAUCGGAACCAAGGCAAAGAGAUCCCCUGCGGAGCACCUGAGCACCAUCGCAGACUUCGCCAUCGAGAUGUUUGACGUUCUGGAUGAAAUCAACUAUCAGUCUUAUAACGACUUCGUCUUGAGAGUGGGUAUUAAUGUGGGUCCGGUGGUGGCCGGGGUCAUCGGGGCCCGCCGGCCGCAGUAUGAUAUCUGGGGAAACACGGUGAACGUGGCCAGCCGCAUGGACAGCACCGGAGUGCCUGGGAAGAUACAGGUGACGGAGGAAGCGAACCGUCUGCUUCAGAGCGACUAUGAUCUGGUGUGCCGUGGCAAUGUCAGCGUGAAGGGCAAAGGUCAGAUGCUCACAUAUUUCCUGGAGGGUAAAGCGCAGGAUCCGGGGAGCCGAGCGCUGCAUCACACCGGCGUCCUGGAGCGCAGGGUUCACGCUAUCGCCCGCUCCAGCAGCACACACACCAAAGCCGGCAGCACCGCAUCCAUGGCCUCGGGGCUCGCCGCCCGGGUCGCUCAGGGCUCGCGGAGCACCGCCGCUAACGUGCCUACGCUAGGAGAAGAGCAGGAGGUCAAAGGGGGGGAGAUGUAGGACCAAUCGCACACUACAGUAUGAAAGAAUGAACCGUCUUCCCUUUAUUCACCUUCUCUGCUCCAGCUGUGAACGGAUCUUCACUGCACGCUCCUUCAGAGACAUCACAUCAGUUCCUCCUGGAUGAACUCAGGUCCUGUCCUGCAUUUCUUUCCCUCGUGAAUCAUGAAAUUACUGGUGUGUCUGUGAAAGCCGGUUCAAGUCGACAUCCAUGGAUUCCCAAAGGAUUCUGUCUCGCUGCAGGAACACCCAGACACUUCCAUAAUGUACUUAAAGUGCUCAUUUUGUACUUAAUAUACUAAAAAUGAUUCUUUAGAU